UGAGUUUUGGAGGAGGGGACCUGGUGUAAAUAAACACAAAUUUAACAGUUUAGAGGCAACGACAGCGUCGGAGUGUUUGAGUUUAUGUGUGAUUGGACCGCAGGGGGAAAAUGUCGAGUGACGGAAACAAAAAACAGUUCUGGAAAAGAAACGCAGCGAAGGUUCCUGGCAGCAUUCAGCAUGUGUACGGCGCACAACAUCCACCCUUCGACCCGCUCCUCCACGCCAAUCUAAUUAAAGCAGGCAACAAACCGCCUCCGGCCACACCAGGCAAACCCAAGAAGGCGACCACUUUCCAGGAGUUUGAGAGCAUCACAAGCGACGCCUGGGACGUCGGGGAUGACGACGACGAGCUGCUGGCCAUGGCCGCGCAGAAUCUCAACAUCGAGGUCGUCAUGGAGACAGCCAAUAAGGUGAUUGAGAAUCACAGCAAACAGCAGGAGAGACAGAGGCAGGAUGACACGACGGAGCUGGAUCAAAGAGAAGAGGACACACAGGAGGAGGUGGUGGUGGUGGCAGAGGACGAAGAGGAGGACGAGGAAGAGGAGGAGGACAGGGCGGAGGAGGGAGAUGUGACCAGCCCAGAGGUGUCGUUUGCCUCCCAGAGCAGCCCUUACACUGAUAGCCGCCUGGUGAAGUCCCACAGCGAAGCUCCAAUUGGGUCACCUAAAGAUGCAGCAGGUGAGCGCGCAGCCCUCCACAGACAGCGGUCGCUUCCCCACCGGCAGCCCGUCAUCCCCCUCGUGGCUCGCAUGGCUGACCAGAACACAUCUGGCACCCCGGCCAUGACCGAGAGGGAGGCGUCCCGUCUGGAUAAGUUCAAACAGCUGCUGGCGGGGCCCAACACAGAUCUGGAAGAGCUACGGAAACUUAGCUGGUCCGGAAUCCCACGACAGGUCCGACCGAUAGCGUGGAAGCUCCUCUCAGGUUACCUGCCAGCCAACGCAGAAAGGCGGGAUAGCGUUCUACAGAGGAAGCGACAAGAAUACUUCGGCUUCAUCCAGCAAUACUACGACUCUCGCAACGACGAACACCACCAAGACACGUACAGACAGAUACACAUUGACAUACCGAGAACUAAUCCUCUUAUUCCUCUCUUUCAACAAGCUUCUGUUCAAGAGAUUUUCGAGCGGAUCCUGUUUAUCUGGGCCAUCCGCCAUCCCGCCAGCGGCUACGUGCAGGGCAUCAACGACCUGGUCACGCCGUUCUUUGUCGUCUACGUCUUUGAGUACAUUGAGGAGGAAGUGGAAAACUUUGACGUGUCCAGUCUCCAGGAAGAGGCUCUGAGGAACAUCGAGGCUGACAGCUUCUGGUGCAUGAGCAAGCUGCUGGACGGCAUCCAGGACAACUAUACGUUUGCUCAGCCAGGCAUCCAGAGGAAAGUCAAGGCCCUGGAGGAGCUGGUCAGCAGGAUUGAUGAGUCUGUGCAUCGCCACAUGCAGCAGUACGAGGUGGAGUACCUGCAGUUCGCCUUCCGCUGGAUGAACAACCUCCUGAUGAGGGAGCUGCCACUACGCUGCACGAUCAGACUGUGGGACACCUACCAGGCGGAACCAGAGGGCUUCUCCCAUUUCCACCUCUACGUGUGCGCUGCCUUCCUGGUGAGGUGGAGGAAAGAGAUUCUCGAAGAGAGGGAUUUUCAGGGCUUGAUGAUCCUGUUGCAGAACCUUCCCACAAUGCACUGGGGCAACGAGGAAGUGAGCGUGCUACUGGCCGAAGCCUACAGGUUGAAGUUCGCCUUUGCCGACGCGCCCAACCACUACAAGAGAUGAUAAGCGUGGCUCUCUGCAGCUCUCCCUGCUCUCCUUCCUCCUCCCUCUGUUCCUUCUUUCCUCCCCACAGUCGUCUGCUGAACUCGGAGGCCUCUCGUCCUCCAAUGGAAGUGACAUUUCCUUUUCUUAACCUCCCUUUCUCAUAUUGCCCAGUGGGCCUUUCAGCUACUAAGAGAUUCGAAUCAACCAAUGACUGAGAGGACGUGCGGUGUAGCAUUCUAACAUGUUGAUGUGGAGCCUUUUUUUUUUUUAAUUAUUUUUUUCUCUGAUCAGCUCUGAAACGUGCACUCCAGUGCAGAAUCCCUGUUCUUUAUCCUUGAAAACUUUUUUUGUUUUUUUGGAUCGCUCAAGCUGUCGCCUCAGAGAACCGACCUCGGGCCCGAUGCAGGACCACGAGCUGUUGCUCAGCAGCGCCUGGGGUCAGGUCUGGCUCAGAAAAAUGUUCCCUUCUGCUUAUAGUUAUGACCAGCACCAUGGCAAUACAUUGCUUUUCGUUCCCCGAGGCAAAAAUGUGACCUUUUUUUUCCUCCCCCUCCAGUUUGCAAAGAAAAAGAAAGACGGCAAAAGGGCAUUGCACUAGAUGGUUUACAUAUCUGAACCCUUUCUCCCAGUUGCAGCCCAACCUGAAGGAACAUGACCUCUCCUGUUUUUUGGGGGGUUUUUUUCUGCUUCAUGCCAGGAGGGACUGUUUUUCCCUUCAUGACACACUCGGACUUUACAGCGAGAGAGAUUGUCAAGUGUGUGAGGGGAAGCAUGUCUCCGACUACUUCCACAAACCACACACCGACUCGGUCCCCCCCGUUAUCCCGUCCUCCCGCCCACGCUGCAGAAUCGUUUGAGUGAGCGUAAGGCAAACAGUGGUAGAAAGGCUGCAGGUCAGGAGACUCACAUACGCAGAUCAACAUCAAAGGAAGCCAUCAGGACUGAGAAAGCUACUUGUUCCCGCUUGUUAGGUUUUUUUUUCCCCUCGGAGCUGUCUGUGUAUGAAUUGCCGUGUCUUAUCUAUUAACUACGCCACCUAUCAGAACGUAGGACUACCUCAGAACACGCAUUAACACACGGAGAUCCACUGCGCACACACAUCAGUAACACAUACAGAGAGAAUACAACAAACAGUUGCAGUCCAAAUCAGAAAUCGUCGACUGAAGCCAAAUUUAUGAAAUAGAAACGAUGCUUCACAGGGUUGAGUUUGAGCUUUCCACAUCCACAUUUUCAAAUGUGCCUUAAUUAGUUAAGGUACAGACUAGUUUGUUUUUGUUGUCUCCACUCAUUUCCUCUCCUGCUUUCAGAAGUACAGAAAGAUGUCACAUGGAAACUUGCAGUGGGAUUUCAUGCUGGUGUUUUUGCUUCCUGCUGGAGAACACGAGGUGCCAUCGAAAAGUUUUAUCUUUACAAACACUUCACCAGGUUUAACUUUAACAUCCCAGUCAAAGACGUUGUGCAGCCGUACAGCGCUUCCUGCUUGUAACGCUCCCUUGAGGUCCCCAUUAUGGGAAGAGCCAUCUGCGAUUGGCACUGAAUCUCCUGAACGGCGUCAAAAUGACACGACGACCCUUCAACUUGAUUUUAUUUUUGGGAAGAGGAAGAAGUCGGACAGAGCCAAAUCUAGCGAGUGGGGGAGUCGAGGAGUCGUGUUGUCGUGGCCAGAAGACCGAAGUGGAAUCCACCUGGCCUCGCAUUAGUGCAACAGUUGAGGCUGUUUGUACCAAAUGUUCACCCUCAAGGUUGCUUCAUUUCCGGCGCACAGCCACGUGAACGCUGAAGGAAUGAAAAAACCACGUCUGGUACAAAAUGUAGCUCUUCUGCUGUUUCUUCUCUGAGUGGUAGCUGCAGACGCACCCAUUGGUGUUGACAACAUGAUGUCACGCCGCCUCUGCUCAUGAGCCCCUUCAUACACACCCACCAACAGAACCUUUCGAUCGCACCUCUUAAAGGCAGCAGGAUUGCAACGUCUGGACAUUCCCGCAGUUAGCAUCUAAAAUCUCGGCGAGACAACUAUGAAACGACUCUGUACUGAGCUCAAGGCUUUCCAUAUCGGUUCAUGUUAUUCUAUAUAAACACACAAAAGCAGCAGGGCCAUCGGGUUAUUUGCAAAGGGUUCCUGCACCUUUACAAAUGUGGAUCCACUGAACAUCUCCAUAGCUUCCUGUGCAAUGUGAAUCUUAGAGACGAUACUAGAAACAUUUAAAACACACAUAGAGAUUCAUAGAAAUAAAUAAUAUUGCUGUUUCUUCACUUCGCAAACCAGCCAUCCCGCAUCUCCGCAACGCCGUUCGAAGUUAUUUAAUUUUCAACAUGCUGUAAACUGAGCAGAAUCAUGCCUUUACAUAUGAUUUUUUUUGUUUUUUUGUCGGACUGGAAAUCCGUUGUUCGAAGCUGCUCCUCUUGAAUGUGACAGAAACUUGACAGGCUUCACUUAGAGCGAUUAUUCAGCACACCCUUUAAAUGUAAAACGUUUCUCAUGUAGCGAGCCGCGCAUAAAUAAAACACACGACCUUCUUGUACUCGUGCACACAACCCUCCGCCUUACGGUCGGUUCCCCUCAUCCUCGCCGUAAACGCUGCUCCGUUCAUACAGAGCACAUGGGAUGUCUUACCCAAAGUCAAGUAGCACCAUAUUGGUGUAAUGUUGGGAGGCGGCGGCGGGGUAAUCAGACAUUCAUGACAUAACACAAAGCUGUUAACGUUUGGAGCCUCCUGUCGCGACUCCGCCAGGAUCCAUUAUUGUCACCCGAGCCGGCGAAGACGGUGUGCGUAGGUGUGUGAAGGAGAGAUGGAAGGAGAGAGGGAGGGUGUUGUGUUUCUUUGGAAGUUUCGGCGCUUUUUCUCUGAGAGCUGUCAGUCUUUGAUCACACGCUGGGAUUUUUCUUUUUUUUUUUUUUUUAUACACAAUCUGCACCAGUUUCACAAGCCCCUAAUCUCCCAUGCUCUCUGACAAGGAAAAACUGCACUUAAUUUGAAAGCCUAUAGCCUUUUUUUUUUUUUUUUUGUAUGAGAUAUAUUCUUUCAAUCAGCAUUUUAAAAGAUUUGUCUUUUUCAUU
Molecule: messenger RNA, 4812 nt
Organism: Stegastes partitus (bicolor damselfish)
Lineage: Eukaryota; Metazoa; Chordata; Actinopteri; Pomacentridae
Gene: tbc1d22a
Product: TBC1 domain family, member 22a
Exons: 14
Coding region: 111-1772 (553 amino acids)
Biological process (GO): activation of GTPase activity
Molecular function (GO): GTPase activator activity
Source: RefSeq, a predicted model, not a curated record